AUGGCCCGCAAGAAGCUAUACCGGCCCAUCGCCGCUAUGGCCAAGAAGAUCCGUGAGUACCGGGCGCUGAAGAACCGCCCGCGGGAUUCCCAGCGUUUCGCCCUGGACUACGAGACCAUGCAGCGGCCCCUGACGCAGAAGCGGCUGCCGGUGCGGGCCUGGGAGGACGUGCGAAACGAGAACCGGCUCUUCUCGCUGCUCUGCCGCCUGCCGCGCUUCGGAGUGGGGCGCACCGUCACCCGCAAGUCCUGGCUGUGGGAGUACGACGAGCCCUGCUACUGGGUCAUCACCAAGGUGAAGGUGGACUACACGGCCGAGAACAUGGAUCAUGGAAGAGCUUGGGGAUACCUGACCUUCAGAGGCAAAACUGAAGAAGAAGUGAAAGAGAUUGACAAAGUCAUGUACCACGACUGGCGGAUGGUGCCCAAGCAUGAGGAGGAGGCCUUCAAGAAAUUCACCCCAGUGAUGGAGGAGACCAUUCGGUACCUUCCAUACCCACCUCUGCUCCGAGCCAUGAUCCUUGCACAGUGGCAGAAAGAGGGAAAGCCAAUCACAGAGGAGCCAAUGCUUGAUCUGGAGAAGAUCAUGGGUACAAAGAGAAGAACUGUAGGCACACCAGUAUAAAUACUUGUCCUGAGCUUCCCAUGUGCUGUUAGAAGAUCAGCAUCUUACAGAAGAUCCCCAUGUCCACUGUGGUAUGGUAUAUCCAGGUUUCAUGGCUUCCUCCCCAGCCCUAAACAUCCUCAUCUGAAAGGAGAGAUGCAGAUAUGUUCAGGGCUUUUUCUCUGUAACUCUGGCCUCAGGCAGCAGAGGAACCUUCUUGUUUCCCUGCAUAGUCUCUGAAUGCACAGCUCCGGUCAUCCAGCUGCAGUUCUUUGAAUGCACAGUUUCCCUUACAGCUUGAAAACAACAUUUUUAAAGAACAUUCUUCAGGUAAUUUGCAUCCUACAUGAAUCACAGAAAAACGGCUGAGAACACCACAUCAUUUCACAGAGAUAUGUAGAGAUGUUAUCCAAUGAAAAUAAACAUUUUCUUAU
Messenger RNA from Indicator indicator, 1037 nucleotides. It is a transcript of the gene MRPS34, whose product is annotated as mitochondrial ribosomal protein S34. Lineage: Eukaryota; Metazoa; Chordata; Aves; Piciformes; Indicatoridae. Bases 1 to 624 code for a protein of 207 amino acids. The record is from RefSeq and is a predicted model, not a curated record. Gene Ontology annotation, biological process: mitochondrial translation. The transcript is spliced from 3 exons. Gene Ontology annotation, cellular component: mitochondrion; mitochondrial small ribosomal subunit. Gene Ontology annotation, molecular function: structural constituent of ribosome.